AUCAUAUCUAGCAGCAACAGAAAUACCACAGACAUCACCAUGAACACUUGUCCUAGCUUUGAGCACAUUUGGUAUUUCUGAAAAUCAAUAUUCAUCAAUAAAUGUAUUGAUGGCAGAUGAUACAGAGAAAAUAAAAGGCGGUGGAUCAGGAUCAGUAAAGAUGGAGUCAAGGCAGCAAAAUGGUCAUCUUGAAUUUCUGAGAACACUAGGGCUUAAUAAUUACUACCCAAACAUGCUGACUCUGAAGUCUUUGCUGGAGAUCAACAAUGCCAGUUUAUCUAAUAAAAAGGUUCAGACACUGCACGAGAUACCAGAGGCUUUCCUACGCAAGCUGCUAAUGGUUAAUUCAAAUUCACGAUCUGUAAUAUGUGCACCUGGUGAAAAUAAGGAAACAAAUGAUUUAUUUGCUGUACAGAGCUGUGAUUCUACCCCAAAUCUUCUUGAUCUCCACGCUGCACUCUUCGCCUGUGCUGACAGUUUUCUUCAGCAAGAAAUGGCACUAAAAAUGUCAAUGUGUCAGUUUGCAGUGCCAUUUGUGUUACCUCAAGGAGUUCAAAAACAAUUCACUCUGAUGUUAUGGGCUCUUAGGUCUAUCCUGAUAGAAUGGCGCCCACAGUCAAUGACAGAAUCUAAAGGGUUUGUUGAAGACAGUGUUGUUCAUGCAAAAAUUCCUAUGAUAUCAUUUGUAAGGCUAAGCAACUGCAGCUUGUCCAAGUCAUUGGUUUUGAACAAAGUGCUCAACAAUUCACAGCAAAACCAUGACUUCUUUUGCCAUCGAGAAAUGAUUGGAGGAACUGCUCCAAGAUUCAUCUCUAAUGGCAUGGUUGAAAUAUGCUGGAGUCUGCCAUGUGGAAAAAACAUUGAUGUCUUUCCUGAGCCAGUGGCUUUUGCUAAUUUAAGAGGAGAUGUUUGCACAUUCGAAACCCAAUUUAGUUUCCUUUCUCAGGUGUCAACAGCUGUCUUUGUGUUCCUAGACAGUAUUGAUGAAAAUGAGCAAGGGUUGUUUGCCUCUUUACAAGAAAUGAAGUCCAAAUGCUUUCUUGUGGUCAACACUCAGGGAAAUAUGAGUGAGAAAAUAAAGUCAUCAAUUAAAGCAGCAGUUGAUACUCUGCAACUGGAAAGAGAUCACAUCAUUCUGAAAAGCCAAACCAUGAAUGUGGCAACAUUCUCAAUGACGAUCAGUUCUGCCAUUACUAAAGUGCUAGAGGACCCUAACCCUAGAUCAUAUGAAAUGGAGGCUAUGAAGAAAAUUGCUCAAAAAUUAGACCUUAGCAUUGAUGAAAGUGACAGCAGAGCCUGUGUGUUAGCAGAGGAAAGCGCAGAGGAAAUCAGGAAAAGUAUUGGAGUUCGUCGCACAGUGGAAUAUAAAGAAAAACGACUACCACUGCAAGGUAAAAAUUGGAAAAGACUGGCUCAGAUAGAAAAAGAGCAAUGCCGAUUACAGCAUUCAGGGGUGUUGAGUUUGGAGGAGUAUAAGGUCCAACUUCAAAUGGAGAAAGAUUCAAUUAGAGAAAUACAAAGCAAGUUUAAGAUUACAGAAACGAUGGACAUCUUAAUAAAGGCAUUGUCAUCCUCAGAUGAUAUCGAGCGAGCCUUUUUUCUCAGAUGGUUGGGACUAAAACUGGACAUGCGAUCACGCAAACACAUGACAGAACUUAGGCACAAAUACAGAGAGUGUGAACAAAAGAAAGACAAAGAUGCUGUAGCCACAUUAGACCAGGAGCUGAUCGAUUCUUCUCUUGGCAUCGAGCAUUACAUGAGAGAGCUGGGACAAAUCUAUGAGGCUGCUUCAUUUGGUUCAACUAACAUGUCUGAAAAAAUUCUUAAUCUUCCUACUCUGGCUGCCAAAGUGCUUCUGUCUGGGUUUCCUCUUGAACUACUUGAUGGAGAUGCAUCAAAUAUCCCAGAGAAAUGGGUAAGUGAUGUUCUCAUGGAGCUUCACAAGAUGGUUGGGGAAAAGAGCCGUUUACUGGUUCUGACAGUGUUAGGGGUUCAGAGUACUGGUAAAUCAACACUACUCAACACUAUGUUUGGAGUUCAGUUUGCAGUAAGCAGUGGACGAUGCACACGUGGAGCAUACAUGAUUCUCCUACCUGUGGGUGAAGACUUGAAGGAAGAGUUACUUUGUGACUUUGUCCUUCUGAUUGAUACAGAGGGUUUGAAAUCACCAGCACUGGCACAACUGGAAGACAGUUAUGAGCAUGACAAUGAACUGGCCACAUUUGUGAUUGGUCUUAGUGAUGUAACCAUCAUAAAUGUAGCAAUGGAGAAUUCCACAGAGAUGAAGGAUGUCUUGCAGAUAGCAGUUCAUGCUUUUUUACGGAUGAAGGAAAUUGGCAAAAAAACAGUCUGCCACUUUGUUCAUCAAAAUGUUGGUGGUGUAUCAGCACAUGAGAAAAACAUGACGAACAAAAAAAACCUCAUGGACCAGUUAAAUGAGAUGACACUGAUUGCAGCUGAGAUGGAAAAGCAACCUCAUGUGAAGAAAUUCACUGAUGUUUUGCAUUACGAUGUGGAAAAGAAUAACUGGUAUAUACCAGGCCUAUGGCAUGGCACUCCACCAAUGGCACCAGUUAAUACAGGCUACAGUGUUGCUGUUCUUGAUUUUAAGAAAAACCUUUUGGAGAUGCAUAAAGAAAAAAAGGAUGAAAAUCCCUUUCAGAUUCCAGAGUUCCUGAAAUGGAUGAGUAGCUUGUGGAAGGCAGUGAAGUUUGAGAAUUUCAUAUUCAGUUUCAGAAACACUCUUGUGGCCCAUGCCUAUGACAACUUAUGCAAAGAGUUUUCAGACUGGGAAUGGUCUUUCAGAAGACACAUAUUGACUUUGAUUACUAAUGCAGAGGUUCAACUGUCUAACGCUGAAACAAGUUCUAUUACAGAAGUCGCUGAAACACUGAAGGAAAACUUGUACAAAGAGAUUGGUGUUCAAACCACAUUAAUAACUGAAAAACUGAAAGACUACUAUAAACAGAGGGACCGUUAUGUGCAUUUGGUGGAAAAGUACAAAGCUGAUUUUACUAAUAACAUUAAAUCUCUGCAUGGUGAAAUUACAGAUGAAGUGAGAAAGACAAUUGAAUAUGCUCUUGAGAUGAGAAUAAGCAAGAAGAAAGUAGAAGACAUACAGAAUAAGCAAUCUGAAAUAAUUAAACACAAAAUCCUGCAACUACUGCAAAACUACAAAGAUCGCAAAGAUGAGGUGACUGAUGAGGACCUCAAAGCAGAUUUUGAAAGCAUGUGGAGCCGUGAGGUGGGAAAUGUCACAGGUCUUACAAAAAAAGAUGUUCCUCGGGAAAUUUUUUUGAAGCUUCGUUCAAGUUUUGGACAUCGUAAUGUGACACAAUAUCUGCAGACAAUUAUGACAUUGACAGAAUAUGGGCAAGAAGAGUUCAAGGCCAAGAAAGAACAUGUGAAACUGGGACAGUUAAAAGGUUUAGUUUAUGCACACCGUAGUGUAAAGCAAGAUCUACAGAAUAUGGCAGAUAAUGCCAUUUCCAGUUGCAACAAAAUGAUUGAACAGUUUACACAAUCCAAAGGUGAUUACCAAGCUAUGUUUACCAAAGAUCUGCUUGAUGAACUUGAAGAUCAACUCAAAAGAGCAGGCACCAAAUAUACUACAAAAUUUGAGUUUGACCUGAAAUUGCACAUUUGUGGCAUUGCCUCUCGAAAAUUCACAGAGAUGCACAAGAAGUAUCUCACUGAGCAAGAUCCAUUAACACAUAUACAGAAAUUUAAGAAGCAGUAUCUCUCCGAUUUCAUUGAUUUGUACAGAAUGAAUGACCAGUGCCAAAGGAAAGCUAAAGAAUUCACUCAGGUCUGUCUCAAACCAGCAGUGACUGAGUACAUCAACCAGUCCAUCGGACCUGACAUUGUUGAUGCAGUUUUGGAGAAUAUAUCUACUGCAUAUAGUUCACGAUCACUAUUUCAGUACACCAUUCAGAAGGAACUGCUGGAAAAAUCAAAUUUCAAUGAAUUUGAGAAAUACAUUUUACAUUAUGAGAAUUAUGUGAAUGACUGGAUAUACAAUCACAUUGUUGGAUGCUUUUCCAAAGACUUAUCUCUGCAAAAAUUAAAAAUGAAGAAGGUGGAAAUAAUAAUUAAACAGCUCAGUGAAUCAGUAGAAACAUCUAAAAUGGAAGACAAUGGGUCUCCUUUGCCCAAUACUGUAGAAGGUUGCAAACAUUUGAUUAAGAAUCUUUGCAAAACUAUGAGUGAUGUCAUCGCAAUACCCAUGAGCACAGUGGACAAUGUCCUGUUUCAGAACACAAGCUGUUGUGAUCCAUUCACCAAAAGCCUCCGUGAAUGUAUUGGUGACCUGAAACAGCAAAUAUCAAAGGAGAUCUCAGAGUCAACUGAUAUCAAAGAGACACUGAAAAAUGUGUCAGUAAAACCCCAGGAUGAACUUUUCAGGAGGGUGUUUGGAUGUGGAGUGCAGUGUCCAUUUUGCAAAACACCAUGUGAGGCAGGAGGAAAGGAACAUCAGCUACACCAUGCAGCUGUGCACAGACCAAAAGGUGUUGGCAUGUACAGAUACAUAAAUAAUAAUAUCCUUUGUGAAGAGAUCUGCACAUCUAGUGUUCAUGGCAAUGGGACAUUUCAAAAUCAUGACACAAAUUUCCAACCUCACCCCUUCAAAGACUACCGGAAAUAUUACCCAGACUGGCAUAUUGCACCUGACAUGUCAAUAGAAGCCUCAGAUUACUGGAAGUAUGUGCUGGUGACAUUCAAUAAGGAAUUUGCUGACAGUUAUAAAGCAUUGCCAGCUGUUUAUCCUGAUGUGUGGAAUCAAAUCACUAAAGAUCAGGCUUUUAAUAGUCUGAAGCUCAUGUUUAAUAUUAAAUAAUCGACAACUGUCAAAAUUUCACUGCAAACAUAUUGGCAUUUGUGAAGAAGACAAACUCCAUCACUCACAGUUGCAUCACUAAUGUUAUUGCUCAGGUGAAGCAGAAACUGGAGCACUAGUUAUACAUGACAGUUCUUUUUACCUACUUUUAUCAAAAUAUACAUAGAAUCAGUGUUUUUAAAACUAGGAUUUAGGGGGAUUUAAAUGUAUUAUAAUUACAUUAUAUCUGUAUGUCUAUAAUGAUACAUUUUUUAAUGUGUAGUAAAUAUUUAGUCAUUUUCAUUUUUGGAUUAUUUCAUUGACUGUGAUGUUAAUUCAAAUGUUAUAAAUGUUUAUUAAUCAUUUGGUUACAACUGUUUACUUUGUUAUACAUGUUACUGUUAUGGUGAGUAAUUUUGUCUGAUAUUCAAAUGAAUGCAUUAUUCAGAAUAUAUUGUAUGAAGGUAAGAACAUAUUCAUGAUCUAACUGCAUAAACGAUUUAUACCAGAACAAUAUCAAUCUGUCACUCAAAACUGGCCGCAAUGGCAAAUGUCAAUGCAAGGUGAUUUACAAAUAAACCAAUAAAAAUGAUGAGAUGAA
Tachysurus fulvidraco (yellow catfish) is the source of this 5417-nucleotide messenger RNA. RefSeq names its product up-regulator of cell proliferation-like. The record is from RefSeq and is a predicted model, not a curated record. Gene Ontology annotation, molecular function: GTP binding. The coding region runs from base 110 to 4837 and encodes 1575 amino acids. The transcript has 4 exons. Lineage: Eukaryota; Metazoa; Chordata; Actinopteri; Siluriformes; Bagridae.